AAAAGACGUGAGAAAACAAGAUAUAGACUAUAUUUAAAAGGUUUACCAGACACUGGGGCUUGUAAACGGCUGCUAUAGCUUAUUGCAGACGUUAUUUUAUACUUCUAAAUUUUGUCAGCUUAUGAAAUUAAUGGCUUGCGCUAAUCCAAAUGAUUCUUCGCUAAAUGAGGAGUCAAUUUGUGUGUUAUGUUGUGACGAGUAUGAAUUCAGUGGUUGUGGACCCUGUGAUCAUCCUAUUUGUUUAAAAUGUUGUGUGAAACUGCGUAUUUUGAGAAAGGAAUACGAUUGCCCCGUAUGUCGAACGCAUCUUAAACAGGUGAUCAUAUCAAAAGGCUACAAGUUAUGGGCAGACAAGGUGAAAAAAACUGGCAAACAAAAUUACGUGCGUAUUCAUGGUAUUGUACAUGAAUCACGUGAGAGUCAAGCGGAAGUUGACAAACUUUUGGAACAUCGUUGUCCAGUAUGUGGUCAGCUAUUUCAAAGAUUUCAUCAACUAAAAGAGCAUCUUAGGAAAGAACAUUCUUUAUGGUAUUGUGAUAUAUGCGUACGACAUCUGAAGAUUUUUACCCAUGAGCGGAAAUGUUAUACUCGGGAAGAUUUGGUACGUCACCGCAAGGAGGGCGAUGCCGAUGACCGAUCUCAUCGCGGGCACCCAGCAUGCCGUUUCUGUGACGAACUCUUCCUCGACAACGACGAACUUCUGUUGCAUCUUCGGAAGAAUCAUUUUUGGUGCCAUAUUUGUGAGAAGGACGGAAGCCAGGAUUAUUACCGGGACUAUAAAGAUUUACGAGAACAUUUCAAGCAUGCGCAUUAUCUCUGUGAGGAAGGCGAUUGUGCUCGUGAGAAAUUCACGAACGUGUUUCGAAUGAAAGUUGAUUAUCAGGCUCAUAUAGCACAAAAACACUCCGACAGGUUGUCAAAGGCAGAGGCUCGAAAGAUGCGACAGUUGGAUGUUAACAUAACGUUUUCAUCUAGGUUGAAUAAUGAUGGUUUAGUUUCUGGUCAGGCUUUUGGUUGUCUACAUUCAUCGUAUGAAAGACCUCAUGAACGAUCGAGAAUGAACAGUGGAGCGACUGGCUACAAUUAUGACUACCAGGAUUCUAGCAGAAGUAAGUUCAAAAAAGGAAGGGAGAAAGAUUCUCAAAAUCGUCCAAAACAACGAGAUGUCAAACGGGAUGAAACGGAUCAGGAACGAACCAAAAUUGAACGUCAUGUAAGAAAGAACUUUGGGAAUUCGCAAGGAAAUCUUUUGGAUGACAAUCGUUUGGGGCCUGGGGAUAACUUAGAUGAUAAAUUAUCAAAGGACGGGAAGAACUCUGGCAAAAUGACCAAAGGAAAAGUUGGGAAUUCAAAAAAGAGGGGUAAAUUAGCUUCUAGUGAUGUGAAAGAGAAUAAUCAUGUUGAUAAACCUUCUAGUCGUAAUAACAGGAAUAACUUUAUGGAAAAUUCCUCGGAAGCUCAUGCUGAUAAACUUUCUAGUCGUAACAACAGGAAUAACUUCAUGGAAAAUUCCUCGGAAGUUCAUGUUGAUAAACUUUCUAGUCGUAAUAACAGGAAUAACUUCAUAAAAAAUUCGUCGGAAGCUCAUAAUCAUGACAAUUUGAAAAUGAACGAUGUCGAAUCUACGUUCUCUAAGGAUUCUUUUUCAUCUGGAGCCUGUAGCAAUGAUGAGAUACGCGAACGUUCCAAAGAAAUUCAUUCUUCUAAGGUCAAAAAUUUUCCACAAAAUGUCGAAGAUCUGCCAUGCUCGUUAACUCGUGAAAAUGAAAAAGAACUUCCAGUUUAUAAUACUGAUUUUCCUUCGUUAUCAAAUUCCACUUCCACUUCCACGAGUUUUUUAGGUAGUAAAGAUCUACAUGUACUGGAUGGUUCACAAAGACUUAGUAACCCACCUGGACUCGGUGACCCACGGGGGUCAAAUGGACCAUCUAUGCGUUGCAAACCACCUGGACUCGGUCCUCCCGGACUUGGACCUUUUGAAGUAAAUGAUCCCUCUACCGGACCACGUGGCUCUGAUAUACCCACUUCACUUGGCAUGCCACCUGGAGUGAACAUGCCUCCCGGAUUUAAUGGAUCACCUAGUUUUUCUGUGCCCCGUGAUUAUCCUACAAAUUAUGAGAAAGAUAUCCAGACUAAACUCAACUCUAAAGGAGAUUUGUCAAGUGUUGUUCACGAUGUCAAUAAGUCUUAUGUCAAAGGCAAAAAGCCAAUAGACGAUCUAUCCAUUAAAACUAAAACCUCAGCUAAAAAGUCAAAAACUGAUCGUAUUACCAAUACGGUAAAUCCGACAUAUGAUAGCGAUUUUCCUUCACUUUCUGGUUUGACAAACGCCCCAAAAUCGUCGGUUGGAGCUCCUGUUCGUCCACCCCCUGGAAUGGGAUGGUCCGUUCCUCUUAGUAUAGCUAGCAAUGGUUGUGAGAAGAUGAGCCGGACUCAAGUUUUAGUCAAAGAAAUUCGUCGUAUUUUGAAUCUAAGAAAUGAGAGUUUUGAUCAAUUUAAGGAUUUUAACCAACGCUAUCGACAGGGGAAAAUGAAUGCUGAAGAUUACUUUGAACAAUGUUCUAAAAUGCUUGGUGAAGAUAAUAUUUGUAAAAUUUUUGGAGAAUUGAUUAGUUCGUUGCCCGACGAAGAGAAAAAGACUAAGCUGUUGCAGGUUUAUAAUGAUGCAAAAGUAAAAGCGAAAUCAAAAAUGGUUUAAGAGGGAAAAUUGUUGAUAAUUUUAAAAGUCCGUCGAACGAUCUGAUGACGUCUGCCUCCCAUGCCCAGGCCUCCAAUGUCCAGGCCGUGAUACAAGAGGAUUUUCCAUCCCUUCCCAAAGCAAAUGGGAUUAAAAAUAAACCGAUUGCAUAUACAUCUAAUGUAUGGUCACGAAAGGCAGCUGGCUCGUGAGUCUUACAACGCCAUUUUGAUAUACCUCAUUCGUUCCCAAGCUUUUUCUAGUGUCUACCAAAAUAGUCAUGAGAACGAGACUGGAGCUUGUUCUUCAUUGGGACGAAUUUGAACGAUGUUCACACAAAUUAAUUUUCAUCGAGGAAAAUUCUUCGUCUAACAGAGUUUAAAUGUAUGAAUGUGUAAUUUAACGAGUGUAGUUCAAGAUUUGACGUGGUUUUGACAUUGUUGAAAUUUAUAGACCGAAUUGUGGUGCUGUCAACCUCGAAGUAAUGGAAAGUCUCUCGAUAGUGGGAAACUGAAUAAAUAGAAUAAUUAACGAGUGAAAUAAUUAAAGGUCUCGCUAUAAAA
This is a messenger RNA of Xenia sp. Carnegie-2017, 3240 nucleotides long. RefSeq names its product E3 ubiquitin-protein ligase ZNF598-like. Gene Ontology annotation, biological process: rescue of stalled cytosolic ribosome; protein ubiquitination. Gene Ontology annotation, molecular function: ubiquitin protein ligase activity; ribosome binding. The coding region runs from base 122 to 2698 and encodes 858 amino acids. The record is from RefSeq and is a predicted model, not a curated record. The transcript is spliced from 3 exons. Lineage: Eukaryota; Metazoa; Cnidaria; Anthozoa; Malacalcyonacea; Xeniidae.